AUGUCAUCAUCGAGUAAGUUUUACUUAUCUUUAUUUGUUUUAUACACUAUAAGUAAAUAAGUUCAGAUCCAAAAACGCCUGAAAAAGAAAAAGAUAAAUCGUUAAAAUCGCCAACACCAAAACCAAGAGAGAAUGGAUCUGAUAGAAAUAGAAAGAAAGGAACAUCGGGAACAAAGAAAUAUGGACCAUUCAAAGCUGGAGCAAUUAUUGAUGGACUAGGAUCGUAUAAAGUGACGUCACUUAUUAGAAAUGCAGGACCAUAUGCUGAAUAUUUUGUGAAAGAUAUGAAAGAAGAUAAAGAUCGUGUAAUGCGUUUGGAACCAAUCAAAAAACGAAAACUCAAAUAUAUGAGUGAAAUAUUGAAAAAAGAAGUUCCAGUAGAAACUGAUGAUGGUCUUCGGAGUUAUUUAUUAGAAUGUAUUGAAUAUGGGGUUUAUAUCAAAAAGAAAACUAAUGUAAGAAAUACGAAUUAAAAAAAAUGAAACGAAAAAACGAUUUUUUCAGUUUAUAAUUCUGAAUGCUCAUCAUCUACAAUUGGUCGAAGUUCAAAAAGCGCUAGCUGUUAAUUUCACACCAGAUUGUUCUCUUAAUGUUGCUCUUCAAACUUUAGAAGCAAUCAAAGUUCUACAUAAUGCAGGUUAUAUCAAUCGAAAUAUCAAACCAGCUACUUUUAGUAUUGGAUAUGGAUCAAGUGAACAUUUGGUUUAUAUGGGAGAUUUUAGAAUAACUCGAAAACACAUUGAUGAUACUACUAAAAAACCAAGAGUUCGUAAAUGUACAAUGUUUUUGAUAAUAAAUAAAAUCAUUUUUCUUUUCAGGAAGCUCGUCCGAGAUGUCGUUAUUUAGGUACAGUAAGAUAUUCUUGCCUUGCUGCACUUCUCGAUCAUGAUCAAGGAAGAAAAGAUGAUUUGGAAUCAUGGCUUUAUAUGGUUUAUGACUUUUUUGAUAUGGAAAAUGGAAUAUUUUGGAAAUAUCUACCAAAACCAAGAGUUAUAAAAGCCAAAGAAGAUCUGAAAAAUCACAAAAUUCCUCAAGUCUAUAAAGUUGUUCCCGAAGAAUUCAAAAAAAUAUUGGAUUUGAUUCAUUCGUGGAAAUACGAAACAGAGCCGGAUUAUAAAGCAUUGAAAACAAUGUUGGAAGAUUUUGCGAACGAGAAAAAAUAUGACACAAAAUGCUGUGAUUGGUUAUUGAAAGUGAAUGCAACGAAAGCUGAAAAUGCAAUUGAAUUAGCUGAUAAUAAAUCAGAAGAUAAUAUGUGUUCGGGUUUCGAUGAUUUCGAGUAUGUAUUUCAAUUCAUUUUAGAUAUAUUACAAUACUUUAUAUUUCAGAUAUGGAAAUGAAAAAAAGAAAAACAAACCCAACAAAGCAGCUCGAAAAAUAUUAUCUGGACAUGAUUCAAUUAAAAAUGGAAGGAAUAUUUGGACAGUUGUUUCAUUACUUGGAUCUGGUGGAUUUGGCGAUGUUUAUAAGGUUUAUAAUGAACAAGACAAACGGAAGAAACAUUAUGCAUUGAAAACAGAAAGUGAAGAUGGAAAAAAGAUAAUGUUACGCUUGAAAGUUGAAAUGCAGGUGUUAAUGGCAAUCCAAGAAUUUCGAAAACAAAAAGUUGUAAAUCCUUGUAAACAUUUUGUGGAAUUAAUAGAUCGUGGAAAAUCAGAAGAACUAAAAUUCAAAUUCAUUGUAAUGACAAUAGUUGGUCCAUCUCUUGAUGAUUGUCGCAAAAAAUAUCAUGUUGAUUUAUCAAAUAAAUCAACACCAUAUAAUAUUGCACAACAAACACUUGAAGGAAUACGUGAUUUACAUCAACUAAACUUUCUUCAUCGAGAUAUCAAACCAGCUAAUUUUGCUGUUGGAAUCGGAGAUAAUGAGAGUUUGAUUUACAUGUUGGAUUUUGGUAUUUGUCGAAGUUUUGUUGAUCCAACAACCAAACAAAUUCGAGCACCAAGAAAUAAAGUCAAAUUCCUUGGAACUGUUCGUUAUGCAUCUCGUUCUUGUAUGAGAUGUGAAGAUCAAGGAAGAAAGGAUGAUUUGGAAUGUUGGCUUUAUAUGCUAUUUGAUAUAAUCGAUGAUGAAGACGGAAUUCCAUGGAGAAAAUUGAGAGAUCGAGAGAAAAUUAUCACUGCCAAAACAUUGUUUUUCAAAUUGAAAUGUUAGUUAUUACAAUAUAAACAACUCUAAUAAUUUUCUUUUCAGUAGAAGUUGUCUACGAAAAUAUUUCAACAAAAAUGAAAACAUUGGUGACAUAUAUUGAUUCAUUGGAAUAUCAAUCAAUUCCUGAUUAUCAAUAUAUAUUGAAUCAAAUUUCGAAAAUAGCAGAUCAUGUUGGACAUCCAAUUGGAGUAGCAAAAGCUGAAUGGCUGGGUAAAUUGAAGAAUUUGCCAGCUAAAGACAAAUUUGGAGAAUCAGAUAGUAGUAGCAGUGAUGAUCAAUCAGGAUCUGGUGAUGAUUGA
Messenger RNA from Caenorhabditis angaria, 2450 nucleotides. The record is from the annotation of a GenBank genome assembly. NCBI's taxonomy places the organism in Eukaryota, Metazoa, Nematoda, Chromadorea, Rhabditida, Rhabditidae.